GGUUCUCAGGGGCCGGGCAGCAGAUGGAAAGCUAGUUUGUGGUCAAUGUUUUUGAAUAUGUUAAUAUAUUCAGGGGGUGUGUGGUAGACUUCAGUGUUGUGGGGGUCUCCUACGCAUUGUGCUGGUAUGGGAACGUGUCUGUGAUUUUGUGCAGACACGACCGUCUUUCGUUGGACAUUCAGUCCAUGUGGGUUAGGAUUCUGCGGUGAUGUAAAAUCAAGGCAAAGGAAACAAAAGCAGAGAGAAUACAGACGCAUAGACAGACAGAAAGGGAAAGAGCGAGAGAUAGCACAGACAGACGGACAGACUGACAGAUAGAGGAGGAGCAAGAGAAAAUACGGACAAAAACAAAGAAGGAGAACCAGCGAAGAACCAGGAGGUGUUUUUUAAUCCUGGAUUUGUGUGAAAUAGUCAUGGAGACAACGUAUGAUGACCCUGAAGAUGAACAGCAGGAGAAACCAGGUUGUUUCGAGUGCUGUAUUAAAUGUCUCGGCGGCGUUCCCUACGCAUCUCUGGUCGCCACAAUCCUGUGCUUCUCAGGUGUGGCUCUCUUCUGCGGAUGCGGUCAUGUCGCCCUGACGGGCACCGUUACCCUCAUGGAGAACCACUUUUCCAAGAUCACAGCUGAUAAUGCCUUGCUGACUGACAUAGUCCAGCUCAUGCAGUACGUCAUCUACGGCAUCGCUUCCUUCUUCUUUCUGUACGGGAUCAUUCUGCUGGCUGAGGGAUUUUACACCACCAGUGCAGUGAAAGAGCUUCACAGCGAGUUUAAGACGACCGUCUGUGGCCGCUGUAUCAGUGGAAUGUUUGUGUUUCUGACAUAUAUCCUGGGCAUUGCCUGGUUGGGUGUCUUUGGCUUCUCCGCUGUACCUGUGUUUCUAUUCUACAACAUGUGGUCCACCUGUGCUGCCAUGCGAUCACCAGUGGCCAACCUCACGUCUGUGGAUAGCAUCUGUGUAGACGUGCGUCAGUACGGGAUUAUUCCGUGGAACGCAACACCAGGAAAAGUCUGCGGCUCGACUCUGGGAGAAAUUUGUAACACAAAUGAGUUCUACCUGUCUUAUCACCUGUAUAUCGUAGCGUGUGCAGGAGCAGGUGCGACAGUCAUCGCUCUGCUCAUCUACAUGAUGGCCACCACGUAUAACUUUGCUGUUUUGAAGUUUAAGAGUCGAGAAGACUGCUGCACUAAAUUUUAACUUGAGUUUGACAUUGAUGUCAUAACUUAGAGUCACUCACCAGAUGGACUUAACAAAAACCCAGCAGCCGGUUACUCAGACACGUAUAUAACCUGUACAUAUAGUGAUGCGAGUGUAAAUGUCAACUAUUGCUUUGUCUUUCUAUCAUCACCACCACCAUCACAGUGUUAUUAUAAAGAAUGAGAUCAGCUUAAUUUCCUCCAUUAACUCAAAUAAGUAACUAAACUUUGUGGCAUUAUUAAGGACGAUGUGCUCGAGUGAACCCUGCAUGUCAUAAAUAUUAAAAAUGAAUUUGAUUUGAUUAUGAAGAAAGUGAAUAGGAUUUAUAAUGAGCUGCAAUGGAGGAAUUUUUUUUUUUUUUUAGAAAUGUGCCAGUUCUGCGAGUGCCAGUUGAGACCUUCAGUGUUUUUAUGAUGGUUUCUCAUUUUAACCCUGUUUACACUUUUCAUUUUUUGCCUUUUUCAUUCUCAUAUGUUACAAGCAGUGUAAUGGAGAUUUUAAGUAUGUUUACUUUAAAGCGUUGAGGACAGAUGUCAGUGUUCAGAUGCUACACACACUGUAAAAAGUGAAGUAAAAUUAUCUAAAAACACCUAAAACAUUCAAGCUUUUUUCCCUUAAAGGUGCAGUGUGUAACUUUUAGGAGGAUCUAUUGACAGAAAUGCAAUCUGAUCAACAUAACUAUAUUAUUAGUGGUGUAUAAAGACCUUACAUAAUCAACUUUAUUGUUUUUUUUUACCUUAAAAUUAGUCGUUUUUACCUCUAUACACCGCGGGUCCACUUACAUGGAAGUCGCCGUCGUGUUUCUACAGUAGCCCUAAACGGAUCAAUUCUCUAAAGAGCGCGUUUCAUGCUUACGUUGUUUCAGACGAUAACAUGUUUGUCCUGUAUCAGCUACCAUACACGUUUUGAAAUUGAGAGGUGAGCUGUUUGUUGCAAUUCACAAUCUCACCACUAGAUGCCCCUAAAAAUGUACACACACCACCUUUAAAGUAAGAUAAUUAAAGUUGAAAAUGUUUUCAUUUUUAGGUGUUACCAGUUGAAGUAUAUUUUUUAAGUUAAAGGUGCAGUGUGUAAAUAUUAGCGGCAUCUAGUGGUGAGGUUGCGAAUUGCACCCCUCCAUUUCGAAGCACAUAGAGAAGCUACGGUAGCUGCCACAGGACAAAGAUGUCAUCGUCUGAGACAACCUAGUGACAAACUCACUUUGUAGAGCAGUUUGUCCGUUUAGGGCUUCUGUAGAAACAUAAUGGUGCUUAUUUUAAGGAAAUAAAACAAUACAGUUCAUUAUGUUUGCUCUUUAUACACCAAUAAUAAUAUAGUUAUGUAGAUUAUAUUGCAUUGCUCAUAAAAGAUCCUUCUAAAAUGUAUGCAACGCACUUUUAAUCCAACUUUGACUUCUUACAGUGCAACUGACCUAGUUAUCAUGUUAUGCUCUGAUCUAGUUAACUGCUAUUAGUGGCUAUCGAUCUGGUUUCAGUCACACAUUUGGCACUGUUGCUUUAAAAAAAACUUUAUAGAAGAUUAACUUCAUAAUACAAAUAACAAGUAAAUAAUAAUAAUGUGUUAUUAGGUUAGGGUUUCUGUGACUGUAUAGGUGAAAUUGACAAGAGGUUUAGUUGUGCCUUAUGUGAAUAAAUUCACAGACCAGAUUUAAUUAGUGAUGUCAUCAAAUGAUUCGCCUCUAUAACCCUAACAUUUGGCUAUUAAUAAUCACACUACACAUUAAAACUAUAAUGCACUAGAACCGACUAGUAAUGCCAAACACCUGAGCGUGCUUAUAUACUUCACAUUAGUCUUAGUAAGUUAGGGUAUAAAAUAAAGCAUCAAGCCACAAAUAGCUGUGAAUUACAGUGAUUUACCCCUUUAAGCAUGGUAAAGUACUGUAAAGCACAUCAUAAAGUGCCUUACUGUUUUUUUAAUCAAACGAAGGAUUCAGAUGCUAAACUCUGAUUGGAUGAGUAAACACACGUGACACCUGUGCACGAGUCUUUAUUAAAGUUACAUUGCUUAUGACCUGUAAACAGCUUACAGUGAGAUGAUGAAUAAAGUUUGGGUCUGUUUAAUAAUAAAUCUAACCAUUAAAAUAAUAAAGUACAGUACUGAUGUAAAGCGUCUUUAUGUGUGCCUGUAUCAAUGUGCACAAAGCUUUUUCAUCCAAUCAGAGUUUAGAGGUGGAGCUUCAUGAGUUCAGAUUGACUUCUGUUUAAUCCAGUGUCAGUGUUAUGUCACGUAUCAUAACCAUGUAUAGAUUUCUAAUAUUUUUGAUAUUUUAUGGACGUGAUGCUGCUCAUAUUGCAGGAUCGCAUGCGUAUUUGACAAUUUCUUCUCUUAGUUAUUGAUGACCGACUCAGAAUUAACAGAUUGCAUGAUUGACUUUUUUAAUUCCUUCAUGAUUAUUUAAUGUGUCAGUAAGAUUUUGGUGGCUGUAGUUUUUCUUUCUAUAAAAAUAAAAAUACUUUGUGUACAAAAUA
Molecule: messenger RNA, 3664 nt
Organism: Misgurnus anguillicaudatus (oriental weatherfish)
Lineage: Eukaryota; Metazoa; Chordata; Actinopteri; Cypriniformes; Cobitidae
Gene: gpm6bb
Product: glycoprotein M6Bb
Biological process (GO): central nervous system myelination; axon development
Cellular component (GO): plasma membrane; myelin sheath
Molecular function (GO): structural constituent of myelin sheath
Source: RefSeq, a predicted model, not a curated record